CACACGCAGCUCGUUUGUAUCGUUUCUACCGUGAAUUAUGUGAGAGAAUUUUUUGACUUCAGACGAGCGACAAGCAGUGGAGUUAGGCCACGCCAGGCACUGCUUUCUGGCCUCUCACACUGGGCUCCCGCCGCGAUGACAAAUCGGGCUCCUGGAUCGGCCUCCGCUUCGGCGAGUACGACCAACUCGCAAGGUGUUCUCAUGGUUGGACCCAAUUUCAAGGUCGGCAAGAAGAUAGGAUGCGGUAAUUUCGGGGAGCUGCGUCUUGGAAAGAAUUUGUAUAAUAAUGAACAUGUAGCAAUCAAAUUGGAACCUAUGAAGAGUAAAGCUCCUCAACUCCAUUUGGAGUACAGAUUCUAUAAGCUUCUGGGGCAGUCCGAAGGCUUGCCACAAGUGCAUUACUUUGGACCUUGUGGCAAAUACAACGCUUUGGUCAUGGAGUUACUUGGACAUUCGCUGGAAGAUUUGUUUGAUUGA
Cooperia oncophora is the source of this 477-nucleotide messenger RNA. NCBI's taxonomy places the organism in Eukaryota, Metazoa, Nematoda, Chromadorea, Rhabditida, Trichostrongylidae. The record is from the annotation of a GenBank genome assembly.